CGGUGUGCAGAGUUCCUCAAUAAUAAUGGCUGCCGCACAACCGAUGCAAGAGAAAGAGACCGAAGAUUGCUCUUUACUGCCCUUAGUUCAUGAUAUUAUCAAAUGUAUGGACAAAGACAGCCAGGAUGUUCACCAGGAGUUGGCCAAGCUGAAGACUAAGAUCCAGGAGGCUCGGGAGCUGAUCUCCAACAUGCCCGGCAUCGACAGCAGUCCUGUGGAGCAGCAGCAGCAGCUGGACACGCUGAGGGAGCAGGUCCGGACCAAGAACCAGCUGCUGCAGAAGUACAAGAGCCUGUGUAUGUUUGAAGUACCAAAAGCUUCAUGACGCUGAACAACCAAACGGAGAUAUGAAACAUUUAAAAGACAAUUACAGAAUUUUUUAUCACCACCACCCUCCCCCAGCUACCAAGCGAAUUAUUGUAUUUCUCUCCUCUAUUUUGUGUAUUAUUUCUCAUCUGAGUUUGUAAUAAAAUUGAGAAUUCACGUACAUUUGGCCGCACAUGAUUUCUGAAUAUAUAUAUAUAUAUACACAUACAUAUACAUACAGUGGUACCUUGGUUUUCAAAACGUCCCGGACUUCGAACAAAUCGGAAUUUGAACAAAAAUUUCGCCCCCGAAAAAAGCCGGAAAAAACAGAAUGUGCGCGGACCGAUCAGCUGACCCACGAAGCCUUUGUUAUUGUGUUUUACGGCGCCUCUGUAUGCAGAUGUGUCCCGUUAGCUCCAUUUACUGACUGUUUUUUCUUCAUAUUGAGGUGUAAAACCUUUCCUGUCUCCGCACUGGACCGUGGUGGAGUGUCACAGGGGAGGUUCUCCACACCUCCGAGGCUGGAGCGCUCACUCCAGGGUUUGAUGUCCUGUUGUGGGCUGGAGCUGGGACAGGGAUGAGGCGAGUCUGGGACAGAGCGUGACUUGGUUUAUGACUUUGUCACAGCCAAACUGCACAGAAGCGCACAUUCAGAUCUGGACACGCACCGGGCACCUCUUCACUUCUGGAGAGACGUCACUCACUCGGCAACCCCUCCCACAUGCAGCGGCCACACACAUAGAGGAACAGUGCACCUGCAGCAGACACUCUACAUUCACUCCUACAAAAGACUAUUUUAAGGCUUGGAAC
Molecule: messenger RNA, 1116 nt
Organism: Synchiropus splendidus (mandarinfish)
Lineage: Eukaryota; Metazoa; Chordata; Actinopteri; Syngnathiformes; Callionymidae
Gene: med9
Product: mediator complex subunit 9
Exons: 2
Coding region: 26-325 (99 amino acids)
Biological process (GO): regulation of transcription by RNA polymerase II
Cellular component (GO): mediator complex
Molecular function (GO): transcription coregulator activity
Source: RefSeq, a predicted model, not a curated record